AUGGAUCCUCGGGAGAGUAAGCGCGCCUUUGACCUACCCAGGCUCAAGACAACUUGCUCACGACCCGCUCGUGGUCAAUUCACCUUCUACGACGUCAAAUUCUGGCCAUAUGCCUCCGCUUCAUGCGACGGGCCUAUCUUCGCCGUUGCUGCCCAGAGGGGAAUCAUUGUUGGUCGCUUGUCAAACAAAUCCCAGUCUGUAGUCACCGUCCUGCAAGAUCUCUGGGAUUUUCAAGAUGAUCACGACGCAUCUCCGAAUCUGAAUUCGUGCGCUUGGUGCUACAUCGAUUGGCAGAGGCCUUUGUUGGUGGUUGGCGGCGGUUCAGGCCAACUAAAGGUUGUUGACGUUCUCGAAGCCCAAUGUGUUACCACUCUGCUGGGCCAUGGACAAGCAACCAUCAAUGACAUUGCUGUUCAUCCUCUCUACCCGUGGGUCUUCGCCACCGCUUCGCAGGAUGGGGCGAUUCGAGUCUGGGAUCUACGCCGACACCGUUUUCGUCACAACGCACCGUCCAUCAUCCUCUGUGGGAAUGGAACCGACGGACACCGUGCCGGCGUCUUGUGUCUUGCAUGGCACCACACCGGCCGCUACUUGGUAUCGGGCGGCCACGAUCACCGCAUCUGCGUGUGGACCAUACCCGAUCUUGAGGAUGGCUCUCCCUUCUGGGACACAAUUUGUCCCGAGCUCAUAGAGCGACGGUCGAGCGAGACAUUCGUCAUCCACUAUCCUCACUUCGUCACCCAAGCCGUCCAUACCCAAUACAUUGAUUGUGCAAGGUUCUUUGGCGAUUUGAUUGUGACAAAGGCGGCCACUGAAGGCAAGAUUGUGCUUUGGAAGAUCACCGGCUUCGACUCGGGAAGAUGUCCGCCUCCUGUCACGACAACCCCCAAACUCGAGGGUCACCUCGACACGCGCAACGGUUUCAUGCGUACCAUUAUCACCGACGAGGAUGGCUACGAACAUGUGGGGAUUCGAAGUGAUUGCAAAAACAAGCCUCCCUAUCGAAGGCUCCUGGAGUUUGAGACUCCCCACGACGACGUAUUCUACAUGCGGUUCGGCCUGCUAUUGCCUACGCAGGCCUAUCCAGACACACAUCCGGUGCUAGCGUUUGGCAACGCUGCUUCUGAACUUCGCUUCUGGGAUCUCGAACGGUUGUCAGUGGGGCAUGCUGGCGAAGUCUAUCCGGGCGCCAAUCCUCCUCGCGCCGGCAGAAAAAGGAAGAGGCCGAAAACCGAAGUCAUACCCACAGCAAACCAACCGGAGAAACGACCUCGAAAGCCCGACACCGCUCCCUUGGUCCCUGAAAGAAGGUCUUCAAAGCUCAAGCAAGACCCUCCAGCUAUCAAAAUUAGCAAUGUAGAAACCAAGGAAGAGGUUGUAGAGAUCAGGCAAGGGUCUGCAGCAGCCAUUAAGACAGAGUCUGCACAGAUGAAGAUAGAGCCUGUAGAGAUUCAGCAGGAGUUUCCAGGUCCUAUACAGCUGAUCCCUCCAGCUCGACAUGUCAAUGCUACAAGAAGUUCGACUCAAUUAGGGUCAGACGUCGCUCAACUCUCUCGGCAAACUCCAGUCGCCAAAAGAGAGGCAAAUUCUGUCGGGAGAUCAACUACAAUAAAAGCAAACGGCAUACCUCCGUCUCCAGACACUCCGGCUGCCACAACAGAACUAAACCCUGUCAGAAGAUCGCGUCGUCUUUUAAAGCCACCGUCUCCGCCCGCUUCAGAUGGCUCAGAAGAUCGAAGUCCUAGCAGGUCGCCAUCUGUGGAAGCAGGCGCAUCAGGCGCCGCGCUCCCAUCUCCAGAGACUUCACCAGAAGCAGAUCUUGUCAGAAGGUCGAGUCGUUUAAAACGGAAGGCUUCGAGUGUAUUUCCGGAAACUGUAGAUGGCGCAGGAGAUACCAAUCCCGCCAAAAGGUUGUUGCCUUCCCCGGGUCCCGAAGGAGAGAGUCUUAAUACUACACAAAACGAGGAAUGGUCUGCUCGCGCUCUGGCAAACGCGAGACAGAAGUCUCUGGCGCCAGAUUUUGAGGUAGAGGUCUUGGCAAGUAUAGAGGCCGACGAAUGGUCUUCUGGAAAUCUAGAGGUCGAGCGAGAGGGGUCUGCCAGUUCGGGUAUCGAGACAGAGGUUCCCUACCGCGUAGAGUCCGCGCGAGCAAGGCCUCUGGCUCUAGACUUCGCGUCAACGUGUGCCAACUCUAUGGACAUGGACGAAUGUUCUCUAAACAUCAAAGAAACCCCCACGGAUGUCGGCAUGCCAGAGUCCCGGACAGUACGGAUGUCUGAUCUGAACUCGGGCCCGCGGGGUCCCCGAUUCAGCUCUACCGAGGAGGACAACGAAUCCUCGACGGCCGCUGACUCCACACCUGUUCGCUUUUCGGUCAUAGAUGAUGAGGACUACCUCUCCAUCAACGACCCUAAAGAUCCCCCUUUUAGCCUCCCAGACCGUGAAAAGUAUCCAAUCGACGAUCCCCACAUGCCUCUCAAGUCGCAUGCAAGGGUUGUGGUUCAUAAGCUCCAAUACAAGAAGCGAGCCCCGUUUGUGACGCGAGCAGUGGAUUGGAGUCCUUGCGGGAGGUGGUGUAUAGCAGUAGGAGAGUCCUGCCUCGACCAGGAAGAUGGCUGGGGCGGCUUCGCUGUGCUGCAUCGUCCUGAUUUGCCCAAGGUUACGAUGGACGACAAGACCGAAGCAUUGAACAGGACCUUCAAAAUAAGGUCAGAGAUGCUUGACCGAGUUCAAGGAGAUGACAAAGCACUCAACCGUCUCCUCGAAGAUUUUGCGUCGUUCAUGCAAGUACAUGACACUGACGGGGAAAAAGAAUCCCAAGGUGGUUCAGACGAAGAAUUUGAAGAUGAGUUAGACGAAGACUCUAAAGGCGACCCCGAGGAAUCUAAUGAGGACUCUAAAGAUGGCCUGGAGAAAGCUAAAGAAGAUCCUCAGGAUGACCCCACGGACUUUGAAGGUGAGGGCUCUGAAGAUGACUCCAAAGCUGAUCUCCAGGACUCGAAGAGGAGCCAGAAGAACAACUUCACGAUGACCCUGAGGAAUCGACGAGGACUCAGGAGAAGAACUUCACGAUGA
Cladophialophora psammophila CBS 110553 is the source of this 3075-nucleotide messenger RNA. RefSeq lists its product as uncharacterized. The coding region runs from base 1 to 3075 and encodes 1024 amino acids. The transcript has a single exon. Gene Ontology annotation, molecular function: protein binding; nucleosome binding. NCBI's taxonomy places the organism in Eukaryota, Fungi, Ascomycota, Eurotiomycetes, Chaetothyriales, Herpotrichiellaceae. Gene Ontology annotation, cellular component: ESC/E(Z) complex. The record is from RefSeq and is a predicted model, not a curated record. Gene Ontology annotation, biological process: negative regulation of transcription by RNA polymerase II.